Strongylus vulgaris is the source of this 279-nucleotide messenger RNA. Lineage: Eukaryota; Metazoa; Nematoda; Chromadorea; Rhabditida; Strongylidae. The record is from the annotation of a GenBank genome assembly.
UACGAUAUUCGAACCAAGGAAUCUUAUAGCGCAACGAUGGAGCAGUUUGACAAUAUAAUUGGUCUGAAGUAUCUCAAGGCUUUUCAUCUCAAUGACUCCAAACGUGGCCUUGGAUGUCGUGUGGAUCGCCACGAGGACAUAGGCAGAGGAAGGAUAGGAAAGAGAGGGUUCAAGUGGAUUAUGGAUGAUGAAAGAUUAGAUGGUAUUCCAAUGAUUCUUGAAACUCCUGGAGGGGAUUACCCGCGAGAAAUGAUCACUCUUUACUCGCUCGAGCAUUGA